UGGAAGUGGCUGUGGCCGGAGCCGGGCAUCACCCGCGGCGCCUCCACUUCAGCCUUCUCCUCUCCUCUCCCACGCCCCCGAUCCGCGGGAGCUCAGCUCAUCCCCGGAGUGGCCCUUGGCUGUCUUGGGCCGGGACCAGAACAAUGUUGGUAAUGCAGACGAUGUACUUGAUCUGAAAAAUUAAGAGUUUUUGUGCAACUCUAGUCUUUUCAUCAGGAAUGGUUGGACAUACUCUAUUUGAUUUUUGGUGCAUUUCCCCCCUGUAGAAUUAUACUUCGUUUUGCUGGGAUUUUGAAGUAAAGAGAUCUUUUCAUUCAACAAUGGCAGGAAAAUCAUCACUUUUUAAAGUAAUUCUCCUUGGAGAUGGUGGCGUUGGGAAGAGCUCUCUUAUGAAUAGAUAUGUCACUAACAAAUUUGAAAGCCAGCUGUUCCACACAAUAGGUGUGGAAUUUUUAAAUAAAGACUUGGAAGUGGAUGGACACUUUGUAACCAUGCAGAUUUGGGACACAGCAGGUCAAGAACGAUUUAGAAGCCUGCGAACACCAUUUUACAGAGGUUCUGAUUGUUGCCUUCUUACUUUCAGUGUAGAUGACUCUCAAAGUUUCCAGAACUUGGGCAACUGGAAGAAAGAAUUCAUUUAUUAUGCAGAUGUCAAAGAACCUGAAAGCUUUCCUUUUGUGAUUUUGGGUAACAAGAUUGAUAUAAAUGAAAGACAGGUUUCUACAGAAGAAGCCCAGGCCUGGUGCAGGGACAACGGCAACUAUCCUUACUUUGAAACAAGUGCAAAAGAUGCCACAAAUGUUGCAGCAGCUUUUGAAGAAGCUGUUAGAAGAAUUCUUGCUACUGAGGAUAGGUCAGAUCACUUUAUUCAAACAGACACAGUCAAUCUUCACCGAAAGCCUAAGCCCAGUUCAUCUUGUUGUUGACUGUUAAAAAGCUUUGCCAAUGUAGCUCUAAUCAACUCAUUUACAAAAUGGGGCAGGGAAAAUGGGAGGAAGGGGGUCAUAGAAUAAAGGUCCAGCAAGUCCAAUUCUAAUAAUAAAAUUUAAACUAAUCUACUGCUGCUUCAUUAGAAGGUGGAAGGGAAAAUAUUCAUUCUUUGAGUAACCUAUUUACUAAAAGCACAUAACAUUUAUAAAUAAGGGUGUAAAAACAAAUGGUUACUUAAAUUUUAAUGUGUUAACUCACAUAGCUAAUAAUCAAAUGAAUAAUUAUAAUUAAAAUGAAAACUUGAAUUUCUAGAAGCACUACUUGGAUUAUUUUUUUCCCCUAGAAUUCAAAUGGAGACCACAUUUUUGUAUGUAUAUAUUUUUACAAAAUUACCAUUUCAUUUUUGGUUCAUUGAAAACACAUUUUUAAAAUGCUCAAUAUUAAAGAUUUAAAUCACAAAAUUACCUUGGACUUGAGUGAAACUUUAUUUAACUUUUUAUCUGAAUUGUAUGAGUAUAAUGAUAUAAGGCAAAAACUUGGGAUAUAACAUUGUUUUUCUUCUUAGAUGUCAGUACUGACUGACUUUAAAAAGAACAAAGAUUAUUAUUACAAAGUAUCUGGAAAUGUAACUAUCUGUGAUAGUCUCUAUUUUAAAGAGAAAUCUAUUUUUAAAAGAAAUUGGUAUAGCCUUUACUUUCAUUGAACUUUUAGUGCUGUGGUCAAGGACAUUCUGCUUUUACUCUUAAGGGGGAGAGAUUAAAUUGGUAGUAUUGCCUUAUGGGUGUUAUCCUUAGAGCAGAGAUAUAUAGCUUUUCUAAUAACUUUGUUAAGAACAAAUAUGCUACAUAUUUUGGAAUUAUAUAUGCAAAAACCAAUAAAAAGAAUAAAAAUGCAGACAGUGAA
Gracilinanus agilis (Agile Gracile Mouse Opossum) is the source of this 1833-nucleotide messenger RNA. RefSeq names its product RAB9A, member RAS oncogene family (gene RAB9A). Gene Ontology annotation, biological process: Rab protein signal transduction; retrograde transport, endosome to Golgi. Gene Ontology annotation, cellular component: late endosome; lysosome; phagocytic vesicle. The transcript is spliced from 4 exons. Gene Ontology annotation, molecular function: GTP binding; GTPase activity. The record is from RefSeq and is a predicted model, not a curated record. Lineage: Eukaryota; Metazoa; Chordata; Mammalia; Didelphimorphia; Didelphidae. The coding region runs from base 321 to 926 and encodes 201 amino acids.